Messenger RNA from Penaeus monodon (black tiger shrimp), 451 nucleotides. RefSeq names its product cysteine-rich motor neuron 1 protein-like. The record is from RefSeq and is a predicted model, not a curated record. Gene Ontology annotation, molecular function: insulin-like growth factor binding. Gene Ontology annotation, biological process: regulation of signal transduction; regulation of cell growth. Gene Ontology annotation, cellular component: extracellular region. Lineage: Eukaryota; Metazoa; Arthropoda; Malacostraca; Decapoda; Penaeidae.
CGCUUCUGCAUCCUUCACUACCUCUCUCCUAACUCUUUCGCUAGAAUCACCCUUACCACCCAACGCCACCUUUCCCCCUCCUUCUCCACUCUCCUGUGCCCCCUCUCCCCUUCCCCCUCACACCCAACCCCCAUUUCCUGUAACCUAAGGCAACAUUAUCAUCACUGAGCCAGUCCGCUCCGAGGUCCUGUGGUUAGUGGGCGAGCCUUCAGCUGUGUCCUACUCCUCUGCAUUUUCAAAUAUUUCGUUUUGUUCCCUUUUCGUCUUUGAUUCGAAGAUGAGGACGACUGUGGUGACGUUGGCGGUGCUUGCUCUGUUGGCAGCGGCCAGUGUAGAUGCCCUGACAUGCCGUCCAUGUAACAACGUACGGUGUGCCAGUCCUGAGACUUACGACUGUCCGGGCCGAGAGGUGGUGCCUAAUGAAUGCGGCUGCUGCUUUGUGUGUUCUAAG